CCCUGCUUCAGGCAUGACGCCGCUCCACUUGGCGUCCUGGGGCGGGCACGCAGAGGUCAUCAAGGUCCUGCUUGGCGGAGGCGCAAAGGGUGAUGCAAGGACCAAAGAAGGCAUGACGGCGGUCCACCUGGCGAGUAUGGGCGGCCACGUGUCCUCGAUGGAGGCGCUGACGCCCACGUGUGACAUCCUUUCAGUCACUCGCGAAAGGAAGUCGGCGCUCCACCUGGCGGCCGAGUACGGAAACUUGGGCGCUGUCGAAUGGCUGCAUCGACAAGGGCUUGACUCUUCUUUAAAGGAUCAUUCAGGCCAGACGCCUCUCCAGUACGCAAAGGACGAGGGGCACAAGAAGGUGGUGGAGUUCCUCAAACGCCAUGAUCAACAGACCCUCAACCGGCGUUGGGAAAAGCAACGUUCACCAGAAGCACUUGCACAGGGAGCUGGGACUAGGGAUGAGGAGGCAGUGAGGAAACCCCUCGACCAGAGAGUGAACCCUGAGAGACCAGGCGACUUGGAAGGAGAGAAAGGGAGCCCAGACUUGCACACCGCUGCUUCUGUGGGUCACGUGAAUGUCAUGCGGGACCUCCUGAAGGCGGGAGCUCCAAACGACACGAUUAACGAAAUGGGUCUUCAGGCUGUGCACUGUGCGGCGAAGGGCGGCCACAUCGAGGCGCUGAAGCUCCUGAAGGAGAGUGGAUGCGAUUUAACGACCAGGACACCCCAAGGCGCCACGACCCUCCACUGCGCGGCCGAGGGCGGGCACGUGGCGGCGGUGCAGUGGCUUCUCGACCACGGCAGCCUCAGUCUCGAUUCCCUCAACAACGACGGAGACACUGCCCUCGAUGUGGCUCGAAAAAACGGCCAACAUACCGCCACCGCCCAUUUGCAAGAGGCCAAACACCAAAGAGACAUGAAGAAGCUGCAAGAUGAGAUGAAGGAGAAAGAACAAGAGAAUACAAGACUGGCUGCAGAACUGAAGAUGAAGAAGAACUCGAAAAGAUCAGUCUCCCAGCUCGAAUCCGGCACCAAAGGUCCGAGAUUAGACAGGGCAUCCACUCGGGGCAAUGGCCGCCACCUGCUAGAGCCAAAGUCCUUCGAAAGAAGGCACCUUCCUAGCCCUUCCGAGGCCAAACACGAAAGAGACAUGAAGAAGCUGCAAGAUGAGAUGAAGGAGAAAGAACAAGAGAUUACAAAACUGGCUGCAGAACUGAAGAUCAAAGAAGAACUGGAAAAGGAAUGCUACGGUUCCUUUCGAGAGCGGAUGUUUAUUGCCAUGCGAAAAGAGAAAGCAGACUAGCACCUGCGUACGCCCAAGGAGAAAGGCGGCUGCUGGACAAAGGAAGAAAUGAAGAAAUUGCAAGCGAUGUUGAAGAGCAAAGAUG
Molecule: messenger RNA, 1379 nt
Organism: Penaeus chinensis
Lineage: Eukaryota; Metazoa; Arthropoda; Malacostraca; Decapoda; Penaeidae
Product: ankyrin-3-like
Exons: 10
Coding region: 14-1294 (426 amino acids)
Molecular function (GO): protein binding
Source: RefSeq, a predicted model, not a curated record